AUGGCACCCAUUCAGCAUUCCAACUUGGACCUCGCGAAGUGCUUCAAAGGCGAGCAGCAGCUCAUCACCUGGGAGAUCGCUUACAAUGCCCUCUGUAACCCCGAUACUGCCGCUAAAAGCCAGCCGCUGCGCGACUUCCUGACCUCCGACGAGAACGUCACCAUCCUCAGCAGCCCAUGGGCCCCGUUUCCUAAGCCCUCGCCGCAGGAAAAGAGCAAAUUCGAGUCCGCAACCGCCCCGAUCAGCGUCACGCCUGCCCAGGAUGAACACUACAACCUAAAUGAGAUUAAGGAGGACAGUCUGUGGUUAUCGAAAGAGGUUCAAAUAUCAGAAUAUGCGGCAUUGCGCCUGGCUGUGCAGGAAUGGCAAACCAGGCCAACCGUGCAGCUGCUGAGUGGAUUGACAGAGGAGGAGGUGCUGAGCGUAAAGGAAGCUGCCGGCUUGACCACCCUGGGCGCCUCCACCUACGUCCCGACCAUGUCCAUUCUCAAGGCCCCGGCAACCCUUGAGGAGCAGACUGCCUCGCAGUUCAACUCGCCUGAUCAGCGGAAAUUGAGGCUUAUCGGCAUUUAUUUUUCCACUUGCACUUCCAUCUUGAGGGUCAGCCAGCUGCUUCUGGCAUGGGGGGCCGCACGAGACCUGCGCUCCGCAAAGCCCACAUACCCCUCUGACUACCGCGUUUGCGACGACCGUUUCGAGCAGCUCGGCCAAGCUAUAGCUGACAAACAGAAUGCAAAAGCGGGUACACCUUCCGAUGCGCCUGCCCUGGACCGGUGCAUCGAUGCUCUCAAACAGAGAAUCGAAGCGCUGAACGAGGGCUGCACUUGGGAUCUUCCCGACUCAAUACAGGAUGAUGUCGAUACGCAAUGGAUAUUGGGGCAGACCACUCAGGUUGUCCACAUACUGCACCUCACUCUGUUCCACGCGGACACCAACACGAAGGACCUUACUUCCGGCUCCAGCGUCGAACUGUGGUUUGGUACACUGACUGGCGUGGGUUUCUUCAAGGAUUUUCCCAUUGAGGCUCGGGACCGUCAACUGGAGUCCGCUGCCCCUGGCUCCAGGAUGUCUCUUCCAGCACCUUCUCAGCUUGAAGAGGCGAUGCUUCACAUGACGCGAUUUGACUCAAGUGAGACACCGUUGUUUACACAGUUGGGUGCACUAUGCGUAGAACAAGAGGUUCUCUCCUUCAUGUCUGCCCUUCUCCAGAUUGGCAUGACCGAAUUUGGAUCCGCUGUUGACCAGGUAUCCCUCGACAAAUUCCGGUUGCUCUACAUCCAGGUCAUUCGUGCAGCUCUGUUCGCGGAUGCCAUAGACUUCAGUCACGAUGGGCUUGUUGACUUAGUCCAUCAGAUUCUGGUAGGCGAGAGGACUGCCCACAACUGGUCUGCACUCGACGCGCCUCGUCACGUCGAUGAUCCCGUGGUGGCAUUCGUCCGCGAGGAUCGCGCUGUACUUCGGGUCAAAUUGCUUGACUCGGCUCAGCAUUACUACCCGUUUCAAGUGGAGCCUUUGCUUCUUUUCUCAAGUGCAUUGAUCAGGGGAGAGGGCCCUAAAGAAAGUGGAGAACCCACGGCGUACGAUGACCUCAUUCAAAUGCGCUCAGUGACACAGCGAUUGCCGGCUGGCUUCGUUGACUAUCGUUUGGAACAAGAGGAGACCAAUGAAAAUCGCGUUGCACUGGCGGUAGAUCUACCGCAGUUUACCAAAUCGAGCCCGUCGAGCUUCUCCACGCAACGGCGUCCACUGGCUCCAAAUUCUGCUCCGCAACUCGAGGCCUUCAUGAUCAUCGACGAGAACACACCGGGGGUCAUUCUAGAUGACACUGCCCAACCUUAUGUUGCUCGAUGGCUGUUUCCUCACUCAGCUUUGGAAUACUUCUACCACCUUUUAUCGACGUAUGCCGUAGGAAGCACCAAGGUCGUGUACGCAACACAAGAACCUGCGUCAGCUGCCGAAGCUGCACGGAUCAUUGAACUAUUCGCCGACAUCAUGCACUCGUCGCUACAAGCUUCCAGAGCCCGAGGAGACGGUAACACUUGUCCUGUUGACGUGCUGACAGCCUUAAGUAUUGGAACCGAAUACAGUCCGGACACUGUCAGCAUUGUGCUGUCUAUCUUCGAGGAGCAAUUACUUCGGCAGUACCAAGAGCCAUCUAAUGAAGUCUCGCUCCAUCUUCUGGUUUCAUGCACGCACUUCGUCCAAGCACUGAUUGCAGUUGCCCCCAACAGGGUCUGGCCGUGGUUGGCGAGGAGCCGACUUCUACAGAGUGACGGAACCGGUGGCAGCCUAGCGAGCAUCUUGAUCGGCACCGAAAUGGUCCUUGGUAGCUACAAAUUCCUCAUGGGCUGCAUAAAUAUCUUCCAAGCGUUGGUCGUCGAUGCAGUGGGGCGCUCCGUCUCACGCAAAUCGUCCUCCUCGAACAAGGUCUUGACACGCUUCAACGCCUCAGCCGCCUCUGAAAGCGGUACUUCAGAGAAGUCUAUGACCACCACACUCCUUACAUUUGGUAAAAUGCUUGCGAGUAUCUACGAAACUUCGCUGAGUUGGAAGUAUAACUCUCCCAAAGACCGAUUGCACAUCAACAUUGGCAUAUGUGAAGCAUUCUCAUAUAUCCUCAAGAUAGCGUACAGUGUUGAUGAUGCACCCGAGUUAGGGCGGAAGUUAACCAAUAUCAUCGCACCCACUGCCAGCUAUAUCACAGAACUAUAUCUCACAAAGUCUAGGAAUGACCUUCCAACAAAUCCCAUAUUAUCCUCUCUGUUAUCCGGAACAGAUCUCCUCAAAAACACUACUUUGACGAGUGGGGCAGCCUUGUCCAAGCGCCAGACUCAAUCAACACUUCUAUUCUCAGAGAUCCUCGUACGUGUUGCGAUCUUGCUCGAAAGACCUUGGACACAUCUCGAACAGCAACUAUUCAAGGCUACUCCACUUCUGGCACGACUUUAUGUCACCAGUGAGGUGUGGAAGUCUCCAGUUGUUACGUUGCUCGAGAUCCUGGUUCACGGCGCAGUCCGCGUUGUGGAAGACCAACCACAAGAUGACAAGGAGACACCGCUCAAGCAAGAGCCCAACGAGCCUCCAUCGCUCCUUGGCCACCUUGGUCCAAAAACCGCAAAGAAUUUCAUGCUUGUCCUAUCUCAGCUGGAUGGACCGUUGAAAAUAGUUGACAUACAGAAGAAUGUUUGGAAUUUGCUCACUGCCGUAGUGACGUGCAAACAACGGUGGUUCGCGUUGUAUCUGCUCACUGGCACUACACCACGAGAGAUGGUAAAGAGUAAAUCGAAGACUAGCUCCCAAGCACCCACAAGCAAAUCCUUGCUAUCGCGAGCCUUCGACUCACUUUCGCAUCUCGAUCUCAAUCGCCAGAAUCCACCCUGGAGUUUAUGGACAGCCAUGCUGCAGUUUAUUACCUCGGCGCAGAAUCAUUGGUCAUGGGCUAUGGGAGAUCUUCGGGAAAGGAAGGAGUUCAUCCAGCAGAUUAUCGCAUUUCUAAAGUGGAUAUCAAACCAACCUCCGCCGAAAGCAGAGGAAGCCAUUGAGAAUCGUUCUUUGGAGAAUGAAUUCGCCUCCCUGGCUGCCGAGAUCCUGGCCAUGCAUCUGCACGCCGCGCGGCAAUCAGGCGAUAACGCAUCAGUCAAAGAUAUAUUUGGCGCGCUGGCUUACUACGAUGAAGAGGCCUUGAAGCUGCCCCCAUACAAUGUUGCCCUACACGCGAAUCUUCAGAAAAAUGUCGAAAAGAAAUUUCCUGGAGUCAGGCUUGCCAACUUUAAGCGUACAACUUUGCAGCCCUCGACCUACGGACCUAGCUUUUUCUAUGAUAUCGACAUCGCAUCAUCACUGCUUGAUUUCGACGGCAAGUGGUUAGGACCUAAAUUUGGUCAAGGAUUCAAAGCUGAGGUUGAGCGAGCCAACAGAAAUCUCAGCCUUGUCGACUCCCACGUCAAGCUUCUAAGCAGUUGGAGAUUGCUUUCCCUAGAGCUCGGUCACUUCGCCGCGAAAGACCCGCGCAUCACCACUUGCUUGAUCCAGGUGACCAAUCAAUGCAUGAAGGCAAAUGCAGACUCUAGUCUUCCUGAAGCUCUCUUUGGACAGCUGAUGGUCUUGCGAGCCGAUCUUGCCUUCGCAUUACUCAAGAGACUUGUCGAAGAUAAAGUGAGGUCUGAAGAGGCGCGGCAGCUGCUGGGUACGGUUUGGGCGGCCGUUCGGGCGGCUACAGCCGAUUUUGAUGAUAUCUUUUCUAGCGAAGAGGUGGAUUACUACCGCACGCUACUCCGGAUAUUGUACCUUACGCUUCACUUCUACCUCAUUGAACCGUCCGAUAAGGUCGACCCCAGAGAAGAAUCUUUCCGCUCAAGCUUCCGCGGCACUAUCGUGCAGCCCAAAAGCAAAGACGAGGCUCCCAUCAACAUUUCUCUCGAACUCCUGGAAAUCCUGUCCGACACCGUUGCCAAAGGCUUCCGCAGCCUCGCAACCCAACUUCACAACGACCCCUCUUCCGUCUCCCCCUCCGACUUUGCCCUCCUUACUGCCCUCCUCCAACGCAUUAUCGCCAUCCCUGAAAUGGCCACCUCCUACUCCCAAAUCACACUCCUCUUCGCCAACAGCAACACCGUACGCUACGCCUCCUCUCUUUUCUCCUGGUCCGACCGCCUCACCCUCGACACCCCGUCGAACGGCACCACCCCCGACCCCAUCUACGGUGAACUUUCCCUCCUCUUCAUCCUCUCCCUCUCUUCCGUCCGCGGCCUCGCCGAAUCCAUGGCCGUCGAAGGUAUCCUCUCGCAACUCAACAACGCAAAUCUGAUGAACUACUUCCGCCGCCCCGGCGGCAUGGGGCCUUUCGACGCUCCCGUGCGCAUGCAUUCCAUCUGGACGAAGGGCAUCCUCCCGCUGUGUCUCAAUCUCUUGCUCUCCGUGGGCGCGCCUAUCGCCGCGGAGGUUAGCAGCUUCUUGAAUGCGUUCCCGGAGCAGUUGCAGCGCAGUUCGAAUGCGCUGAAUAGCAGGUACGUGGGGAAGAUUACGUUGAACUUGGCGAGUGAGACACAUAGUCUUGCUCUUAUCAGCAGCAUCAUAGAUGGCGUUAAGGCUGCGGGCGUUAGAGAGGGGGUUCAACCGGGUGAUGUGAGCCCGCUGGAUUGGGACAAGGAGAAUAUGAAAGAAGACAUUGAGGGAUGGAUGGGAAGAAUGGGCGCCUUAAGGGAGAGGGUUGUCGGCGAUGGAACGCAGGUCUAUGAAGAUAAGGUGGUGGCUGAGAUUGAGGCUGCGGGUUUGUGUUUGGGACUAGGGAAGGGUGGGUCGUAG
Messenger RNA from Didymosphaeria variabile, 5304 nucleotides. RefSeq lists its product as uncharacterized. The transcript has 3 exons. Gene Ontology annotation, biological process: RNA export from nucleus; protein import into nucleus. Gene Ontology annotation, molecular function: structural constituent of nuclear pore. Lineage: Eukaryota; Fungi; Ascomycota; Dothideomycetes; Pleosporales; Didymosphaeriaceae. The record is from RefSeq and is a predicted model, not a curated record. Bases 1 to 5304 code for a protein of 1767 amino acids. Gene Ontology annotation, cellular component: nuclear pore inner ring.